CAAAGAAAGAAAGAAAAAUACGUUACAAAAGAUGAUGUCUUGGGAUGAGAGCGAAACUGAAAGUUAAGUUUCUGAUUGUGGAGAAGACGAGAGGAAGAGAAGGAAAGGCUCUAUUUACUACAGUUUCUUGAUAAAAUAGAGUGACUGGCUGUAAUUGGAGGAUCCAUCUAGCAGUGUAUGGAGUGGACAAGUACAACGGAAAUGUCUGGAGAACAAGUGAACAAGUGAGAUAAGGCCCAGACAAAGUCUUCAAGUCUGACUUCUCUAUAUAUGAUUAAGCUUUCCAGAAAUGGGAUGGAAAUUGGUCUGCUGAACCAGAUUAUUGGGUCUACAAUCUUAUCAUUGAUGGUAGAGGGAGGUGAUGAAUUAGUUUCACAAUGACAGGUUGUGUAAUUCUUGAGGGCCUGGAGGGUGACUUUUUGUUGUAUUUAAAUAGGGAUUUUGAUGGAGGAGAUGUGUGUGGAAGUUGCAGUGCCAUUUAGAAUAGGUAAUUUUGUCGGUGAAAUACCAACUGAGGAAAGUUGUGUUGAUGUCGUUGGGACAAGGUUGAUGGAUGAUAGAACGAGCUCGUUUUCAGAUUCUGAGGCUAAAAGUAUGGCAGAUUCAGUUUCUGGUGGGGAUGAGGAUUGCAAUUUUGGUGAUUCAGGGAGUGAAGUCAGUGUUGCCAUGUCUUCUUUGCCUGAAGGGAAUACAAGUAGGGAAGCUUCCUUACUUGAUAUGACUUCUGAAAUUGAAAGCAACUGGCUUGCUAGUGAUUCUGUUGUCCGUGAGAGUGAGGAGGAUGAUUCUUUGUCACUGGAAGGUGAUUGUUCUCUGUCUGUGAUUAGUGAUUCUAGCAGCAUAUGUGCUGAUGAAAUUUUCCCAUAUGAUGCAACAUCUGAGAUAGGGACUUCGAAUUUUAUUGAAGUUGAGAGGAGUAUAUGCAAUGUUGAACUUGAUGUUAAGGCUGGAGAUACGACGCAGUCAAAUGUUGGUGAGAUUGUGCAUGAUUCUCUAGCUAUCACUGUUGGCCUUGAGGAAGAGAUUGCUGAAGGGUCAACCUCAAAAUCAUCUACAGUUGUUGUUGAACUCCCUUCCAAAAGAGGGUUAAGUGUAACAGUUGGCCGCAGCGUUUUUGAGAUUGACUACGUGCCCCUCUGGGGAGUUAAUUCAGUUUGUGGUAGGAGACCAGAAAUGGAAGAUGCCUUUACAACUGUGCCUAGGUUCCUGAAAAUUCCGCUUCAAAUGCUCGUUGGGGAUCGUGUUCUUGAUGGAAUGACCAACUGUCUAAGUCAUCUGACGACUCACUUCUUUGGAGUCUAUGAUGGCCAUGGAGGCUCUCAGGUAGCAAAUUAUUGCCAUGAUCAUAUGCAUUCUGUUUUGGUUGAGGAGUUGGAAGCUAUUAUGGCCAGACCAAGUGAUGGAAGUAAUAAGGAAACCUGCCAAGAGCAGUGGAAAAGAGCAUUUACCAAUUGUUUUCUCAAGGUUGAUGCUGAGGUUGGAGGGAAAAGUGGUCUUGAACCUGUUGCUUCAGAAACUGUUGGCUCUACUGCUGUUGUUGCCCUUGUUUGUUCGUCUCACAUCAUAGUUGCAAAUUGCGGUGAUUCCAGGGCAGUACUUUGCCGUGGGAAAGAACCUAUGGCAUUAUCCAUUGAUCAUAAACCAAAUCGAGAAGACGAAUAUGCAAGGAUUGAAGCUGCUGGAGGCAAGGUUAUACAGUGGAAUGGGCAUCGCGUGUUUGGUGUCCUUGCCAUGUCUAGAUCUAUUGGUAUGUGUCUAAAUGUCUCUAUGUUUCACACGUGUGUUCGGCGUCCUUGCCAUGUCUAGAUCUAUUGGAGAUAGGUAUUUAAAACCCUGGAUAAUACCAGAUCCAGAAGUGAUGUUUAUUCCUCGAACGAAGGAUGAUGAGUGCCUCAUUUUGGCCAGUGAUGGAUUAUGGGAUGUUAUGACAAAUGAAGAGGUCUGUGACACGGCCCGUAAACGGAUACUUGUCUGGCAUAAAAAGAACGGUGUCACACUUCCCCUGGGGAGAGGUGAAGGCAUAGACCCAGCAGCUCAAGCGGCAGCUGAGUGGCUCUCAAACCGUGCUAUUCAGAAGGGAAGCAAGGACAACAUAACCGUAAUUGUGGUGGACCUGAAAGCCCAGAGAAAAUUUAAGAGCAAGUCCUAACUGUGUGUAUUCUCAAGUUUGCUCUCUCAAUUCCUAGGGGUAGGGAGAAUUAUAAUACAGCAUUACCACAGCCCUUCUGUUUUUCACCAGGGCCAUGCAACUUCCAUUAGCGCGGGCAUUUGAGGUUCUAUGCCCAGAAUUUGGAAGUCUUAUGAUUCUCAUGCCAAAGUUCAACCUAUGUAAAUUUAGCUCGAAAUAGUAAUAGGAACAUCAAGGAAGUCGAAUGCCAUCGGCAUCAAUUAUGUUGGUAUAAGCCAAUGUACUGGCUUAUUUGCCUCCGAGUUAAAGAAGUCUCUGUGAGGUAAGUCAAAACUUUUGUACGACUUUGGGGAUGCCUAUGCCUUGCAAAUGAAUAGCAAAUUUAAGUGAUUUAGAGGGGUUUUCCAGUA
Molecule: messenger RNA, 2538 nt
Organism: Coffea arabica (coffee)
Lineage: Eukaryota; Viridiplantae; Streptophyta; Magnoliopsida; Gentianales; Rubiaceae
Source: RefSeq, a predicted model, not a curated record